Molecule: messenger RNA, 5322 nt
Organism: Anoplopoma fimbria (sablefish)
Lineage: Eukaryota; Metazoa; Chordata; Actinopteri; Perciformes; Anoplopomatidae
Product: vomeronasal type-2 receptor 1-like
Exons: 18
Biological process (GO): G protein-coupled receptor signaling pathway
Cellular component (GO): membrane
Molecular function (GO): G protein-coupled receptor activity
Source: RefSeq, a predicted model, not a curated record
AUGCCUGAGCCACUCAGAUGCUCAGGGAGCAUUGACCCCCGUGAACUGCGCUUUUCACGCGCAAUGAUCUUCGCCAUCGAGGAGAUUAACAACAGCACGGAGCUGCUGCCGGGCAUCAAACUCGGUUAUCAGAUCUACGACUCGUGCGCCUCGGUGCCCGUGGCGGUGCAUGUGGCAUUUCAGCUUUCAAGCGGCCUGGACCCGGUGUUUUACACCGAUGACAAUUGCUCGCAAUCUGGUGCGCUGAUGGCCAUUGUUGGUGAGUCUGGGUCCACGCCAUCCAUCAGCAUGUCGCGCAUCAUCGGGCCCUUUAAUAUUCCUCAAGUGAGCCACUUUGCCACUUGUGCAUGUCUGUCUGAUAAGCAGCAGUACCCGAGUUUCUUCAGAACAAUCCCGAGUGACCAGUUCCAGGCUGACGCGCUGGCAAAGCUGGUAAAACAUUUUGGUUGGACUUGGAUAGGGGCUAUCCGAUCGGACUCGGAUUAUGGAAACAAUGGUAUGGCGUCUUUCCUGGACGCGGCCCAAAAAGAGGGGAUCUGUGUAGAAUACUCCGAAUCUUUCUACCGGACCAACCCACGGAGCAGGAUCCAGAGAGUAGCUGAAAUUAUCCGCAGGUCGACAGCUUUGGUUGUUGUGGCAUUUAUAUCCCAUGGAGACUUAAGGAUUCUGCUGGAGGAGCUGUCGCUAAAGCCCUCUCCACCUCGCCAGUGGAUAGGCAGUGAGUCCUGGGUAACUGACCCAGACAUGCUGAGGUUCAGCUUCUGUGCUGGAGCAAUCGGAUUUGGCAUUGAGCAAUCUGUCAUCCCAGGUCUGAGGGACUUCCUGCUGGAUCUCUCUCCCUCUGAAGUGGCUGCCUCUCCAGUGCUUACUGAGUUCUGGGAGGAUGCAUUCAACUGCAGGCUGGAAAAAAGAUCAGCCACAGACAAUAAUUUGUGUGAUGGAACUGAAGAUAUAGAGACUACCCAGAGCCCGUACACUGACACAUCUCAGCUCCGAAUCACUAACCUGGUGUACAAGGCUGUUUAUGCAAUAGCACAUGCCAUUCAUGAUGCAAUGUGUCAGGAAACACCCUCUAUAGCUCAGUGUGACAAAUUCACAAGCAUAAAGUCCAAACAGGUUCUUACUCAACUAAAAAAUGUAAAUUUUUCCCAAAAUGGUUAUCUUGUGUCAUUUGAUGCCAACGGGGAUCCUGUGGCCAGAUACGAGCUGGUUAACUGGCAAAAAACGGAGAGUGGCAGCAUUGAGUUGGUGACAGUAGGGCACUACGAUGCCUCACUGCCGGUGGGCCAGGAAUUCAGUAUAAACAGGAACCUCACCUGGGUGGGGAAUUCAACCCAGGUGCCCGUGUCAGUGUGCACUGACAGCUGUCCUCCAGGAACUCGUAAAGUGCUGCAGAAAGGAAAACCAAUCUGCUGUUUUGAUUGUAUACCGUGUCCUGAGGGAGAGAUUAGCAAUGCUACAGAUUCCCCUGAUUGUUUUUCUUGCUCCGAGGAAUUUUGGCCUAAUGCAAAGAGAGACACUUGUCUCCCCAAGCCUGUAGAGUAUCUUUCCUUCAAUGAGGCCCUAGGAAUCAUCCUGGUGACAUUCUCAGUUGGUGGUGCCUGUCUUGCCGUAAUAACAGCGGCUGUGUUCCAUCGUCACAGGACAUCCCCGAUUGUCAGGGCCAACAACUCUGAGCUGAGCUUCCUGCUGCUCUUCUCUCUGACUCUCUGCUUCUUAUGUUCAUUAACUUUCAUUGGAGCACCCUCUGAGUGGUCCUGCAUGCUGCGUCACACAGCGUUCGGGAUCACCUUUGUACUCUGUAUGUCUUGUGUUCUUGGAAAAACUAUAGUAGUGUUAAUGGCCUUCAAAGCCACUCUCCCAGGUCAUAAUAUCAUGAAAUGGUUUGGUCCUCCACAGCAAAGAAUGACUGUAGUGUCUUUCACAUUCAUUCAAGUUAUAAUAUGUACUCUUUGGUUGGUUCUUAGCCCCCCUUUUCCAAUGAAAAACCUAACCACAUACAAAGAGAGAAUCAUCCUGGAGUGUGCAUUAGGCUCAGCUAUUGGGUUCUGGGCUGUGCUCGGGUACAUCGGCCUACUGGCUGUCUUUUGCUUUGUGUUAGCUGUGCUCGCCCGGAAACUACCUGAUAAUUUUAAUGAAGCCAAUCUUAUCACUUUCAGCAUGCUGAUAUUCUGUGCAGUCUGGAUCGCCUUUAUCCCAGCAUAUGUCAGCUCUCCUGGUAAAUUUACUGUGGCUGUGGAGAUAUUUGCCAUUCUGGCCUCCAGUUUUGGACUCAUAUUGUGUAUAUUUGCUCCAAAGUGUUUCAUCAUACUGUUUAAGCCAGAGAAAAACACCAAGAAACAUGUAAUGAACAAAAGUAAGUUAUAAAACAUCAGAUGUUCAGGGAUGGAGAUCACAGCUCUCUUGAUUGGUCUGAUCCUGUCUCUGGGUUUAGAUGAGCUGAACUCAGCUCUUGCUUUGAAUGGUUAUGGGGAUGGUGUGAGACAACGGGCUGGUCUUACAGAGGAUAGGACUGGUGUUGGGGUCAGCACUGAGGCCUCUUCUGUGAAAUGUAAACUCCAGGGUAAUACUCGUCUACCUGCAUUCUCAAUGGAUGGUGACUACGUUAUUGGUGGUGUUUUGUCCAUGCACCAAUACGUGCACACAGUGAAGCAUGACUACACCACCAUGCCUGAGCCACUCAGAUGCUCAGGGAGCUUUGACCCCCGUGAACUGCGCUUUUCACGCGCAAUGAUCUUCGCCAUCGAGCAGAUUAACAACAGCACGGAGCUGCUGCCGGGCAUCAAACUCGGUUAUCAGAUCUACGACUCGUGCGCCUCGGUGCCCGUGGCGGUGCAUGUGGCAUUUCAGCUUUCAAGCGGCGUGGACCCGGUGUUUUACACCGAUGACAAUUGCUCGCAAUCUGGUGCAGUGAUUGCCAUUGUUGGUGAGUCUGGGUCCACGCCAUCCAUCAGCAUGUCGCGCAUCAUUGAGCCCUUUAACAUUCCUCAAGUGAGCCACUUUGCCACUUGUGCAUGUCUGUCUGAUAAGCAGCAGUACCCGAGUUUCUUCAGAACAAUCCCGAGUGACCAGUUCCAGGCUGACGCGCUGGCAAAGCUGAUGAAACAUUUUGGUUGGACUUGGAUAGGGGCUAUCCGAUCGGACUCGGAUUAUGGAAACAAUGGUAUGGCGUCUUUCCUGGACGCGGCCCAAAAAGAGGGGAUCUGUGUAGAAUACUCCGAAUCUUUCUUUCGGACCAACCCACGGAGCAGGAUCCAGAGAGUAGCUGAAAUUAUCCGCAGGUCGACAGCUUUGGUUGUUGUGGCAUUUAUAUCCUCUGAAGACUUAAGGAUUCUGCUGGAGGAGCUGUCGCUAAAGCCCUCUCCACCUCGCCAGUGGAUAGGCAGUGAGUCCUGGGUAACUGACCGAGACAUGCUGAGGUUCAGCUUCUGUGCUGGAGCAAUCGGAUUUGGCAUUGAGCAAUCUGUUAUCCCAGGUCUGAGAGACUUCCUGCUGGAUCUCUCUCCCUCUGAAGUGGCUGCCUCUCCAGUGCUUACUGAGUUCUGGGAGGAUGCAUUCAACUGCAGGCUGGAAAAAAACAAUAAUUUGUGUGAUGGAACUGAAGAUAUAGAGACUACCCAGAGCCCGUACACUGACACAUCUCAGCUUCGAAUCACUAACAUGGUGUACAAGGCUGUUUAUGCAAUAGCACAUGCCAUUCAUAAUGCAAUGUGUCAGGAAACACACUCUCUAGUUCAGUGUGACAAAUUCACAAGCAUAGAGUCCAAACAGGUUCUUACUCAACUAAAAAAUGUAAAUUUUUCCCAAAAUGGUUAUCUUGUGUCAUUUGAUGCCAACGGGGAUCCUGUGGCCACAUACGAGCUGGUUAACUGGCAAAAAACGGAGAGUGGCAGCAUUGAGUUGGUGACAGUAGGGCACUACGAUGCUUCACUGCCGGUGGGCCAGGAAUUCAGUAUCAACAGGAACCUCACCUGGGUGGGGGAUGCCAGACAAGUGCCCGUGUCAGUGUGCACUGACAGCUGUCCUCCAGGAACUCGUAAAGUGCUGCAGAAAGGAAAACCAAUCUGCUGUUUUGAUUGCAUACCGUGUCCUGAGGGAGAGAUUAGCAAUGCUACAGAUUCCCCUGAUUGUUUUUCUUGCUCCGAGGAAUUUUGGCCUAAUGCAAAGAGAGACACUUGUCUCCCCAAGCCUGUAGAGUUUCUUUCCUUCAAUGAGGCCCUAGGAAUCAUCCUGGCGGCAUUCUCCGUUGGUGGUGCCUGUCUUGCCAUAAUAACAGCGGCUGUGUUCCAUCGUCACAGGACAUCCCCGAUUGUCAGGGCCAACAACUCUGAGCUGAGCUUCCUGCUGCUCUUCUCUCUGACUCUCUGCUUCUUAUGUCCAUUAACUUUCAUUGGCGCACCCUCUGAGUGGUCCUGCAUGCUGCGUCACACAGCGUUCGGGAUCACCUUUGUACUCUGUAUGUCUUGUGUUCUUGGAAAAACUAUAGUAGUGUUAAUGGCCUUCAAAGCCACUCUCCCAGGUCAUAAUAUCAUGAAAUGGUUUGGUCCUCCACAGCAAAGAAUGACUGUAGUGUCUUUCACAUUCAUUCAAGUUAUAAUAUGUACUCUUUGGUUGGUUCUUAGUCCCCCUUUUCCAAUGAAAAACCUAACCACAUACAAAGAGAGAAUCAUCCUGGAGUGUGCUUUAGGCUCAGCUAUUGGGUUCUGGGCUGUGCUCGGGUACAUCGGCCUACUGGCUGUCUUUUGCUUUGUGUUAGCUGUGCUCGCCCGGAAACUACCUGAUAACUUUAAUGAAGCCAAGCUUAUCACCUUCAGCAUGCUGAUAUUCUGUGCAGUCUGGAUCGCCUUUAUCCCAGCAUAUGUCAGCUCUCCUGGUAAAUUGACUGUGGUUGUGGAGAUAUUUGCCAUUCUGGCCUCCAGUUACGGACUCAUAUUGUGUAUAUUUGCUCCAAAGUGUUUCAUCAUAUUGUUUAAGCCAGAGAAAAACACCAAGAAACAUGUAAUGGGCAAAAGUCAAUCUUAAAACAUCUGAUGUUUGAUGACUAUUGAAGGGACUUUUAAUAAAAAUACCUAAGCCUAAAAGGGCGAGCAGGGAGAACUAGAAUUGUCCAUAAUCAAUUUCUGUUUCAAUUCAUCAAAUUGUCAUGCAUAAUCGAAGCCACGUUCUCACUCCAACUAGUUGACACAGUCAAAGAAUUGUUCCAAUUGAUUCUCAUCACCUUUAGCUUACCUUUGUGAAAUUUUUACAUUAAUAGGUGACAAGAUGUAAGAACUGCAUGUAUACGCUUAUCCUGUGUUUUAGGUAAGGAUACAAAACACUACA